GAAUGACACUCGACUGCCAGUGGCGACCCAAGACGCAACGAAACUGGACCCAAAGCAUACCCGACCAAGCAGAACAUAAAGUGACACCCCCAGACUCGACUCAGCCGCUCUGACGAGUUCGAAAGCGAUUGCAGAAAUCAUAGUACCGGAAAAAAGUGAAAGUUUAUUUCUCACGUGUAAAAAUGUCGUCGGGAUUGACAAACCUCUUACAAUCCCUGCGAAUUGUGCCGCUGGGACUGGGCAAAGCUAGCAAGAAUGCUGUUGUUGUUGACACAGAAAAAACACUACUCAAGGUAGAAGAUCUACCAGAAAUCACGCUGGAGGAGGUGGCCCAACAUGACAGCUUCGAUGACUGCUGGAUUGUGAUCUACGAUCGGGUGUACGAUGUCACGCUGUUCCUGCGCGAUCAUCCUGGCGGUGACGAUGUGAUAAUGGAUCAUGCCGGACGCGAUGCCACCAUUGCAUUCCACGGCACUGGACAUUCUCGGGCUGCCAUUGAGCAAAUGCGUAAGUUCCUAAUUGGAGAGCUGCCUGAAGCGCAGCGCAUCUUUCGAACAAGCCACAACAACAGAGUGCUUUCCUUGGGCAUACCGGAAUAAUGUCAGCCGAUCCAUAGAUUACUUCCUCUUCGAUCCACUCGCAAUGCCGCCGUCCAUCUACGCACAUUCCUAUACACAUAUAUAUAUAUAUACAUAUAAUUCUUAAGAGUAUUCUAUUUCGUUCCUAAUGCUAAUCAGUUUCCAGUUUUCGCAAUCCGCAAAUUACUUUUGCUUUAUCAUCACAUGUCAUUCAGCGAAUUUAUGUAUACACUCGUAUUUAUAUAUUUUGUGUGUUUAUAUUGUUUUGUCAAGACUUGAAACGGAAUUAAGAUUAAAUUAUUGUAUUUAAAUAGUCA
Molecule: messenger RNA, 895 nt
Organism: Drosophila obscura
Lineage: Eukaryota; Metazoa; Arthropoda; Insecta; Diptera; Drosophilidae
Product: cytochrome b5
Exons: 1
Coding region: 183-599 (138 amino acids)
Cellular component (GO): intracellular membrane-bounded organelle; membrane
Molecular function (GO): heme binding
Source: RefSeq, a predicted model, not a curated record